Phlebotomus argentipes is the source of this 4565-nucleotide messenger RNA. RefSeq lists its product as uncharacterized. The record is from RefSeq and is a predicted model, not a curated record. NCBI's taxonomy places the organism in Eukaryota, Metazoa, Arthropoda, Insecta, Diptera, Psychodidae. Bases 260 to 4009 code for a protein of 1249 amino acids. The transcript is spliced from 2 exons.
GGCGACAACACCCACAAAACCUUGGAGAGUGUCAUUAAGACUAAUCAAUAAGCGUCGUUCUGUGAUUAAAUCCGUGCGUUCUGGGACAACGUGAGGCCACGAAGUGAUAGUGGAAGCCAAGGAAUAACACCACGUCGCAGUGAGACGGAUUGUAUUACAGCAGAACAACACACUUCGACGGGUGGACAGAGAGCGAGUGAGAGAGGAGAAAAAAUAUCUAACAGAGGAUGAGAGGGGCCAAGAGGUAAAAAAACAGCCCAUGAGAGAAGCGUGGAAUGAAAAAGAUGAUGGUUUCUCGAUGCAGACUGUUCAGACGUCGUCACCGUGGAGAAGUCAUCCAGGAGCCACGUCACCUGUGAAGAUGGAGAGCACAGAGAUUGUGUCCAAUGGCACUACGAAGAAUCGAAAGUGGUCGCUGGGUGGCUUCUUUCGACGGAAGAAGAAGGACUUGGAGUCGGAAUCGAGCUCUGAGGAGGACAGAAAGGCGGGCUUCUCGCCGAAGCGGAAAAAUAAGGACAAGAGAAAGCGAUCCAGUAAAUUGCUAGGCGCUUUCGAUCACAUUGUCUUGGCGCCGACCUUGCAGAGGAGCUCUGCGGAGAGAAUGAUACCGCAGCAGCAGACAGGAUCGUUGGACAGGCGCCUGAAGAGCCAUCGAAGGCCAGGUCAAAAGACGGAGAAUGGAAAUUCCUCCAGUGAUGAGAAUCUCAGUCACAAUUCCCUGCAAUCGAGUGGAAUAUGUCGUUUUCGCAGUGACGAUAGUCUGACGAAUCAGAGUGGUGGUUCGACAGGGAACAGAAAGACGCGAUCCGCAAGAACAGAGAGAUAUCUAAAGAGGCGGUCAAGGGAUGAGGAGGGUUCCAGUCCGAAUCAAACCAUCUACGGCGGCAGAUGGAAGACUCAGCCCAUCUGCUACAGUUCCCAGUCUAUUGACAUGCAACCUGUGAGUCAUGUGCAGAGUUCCUCGAGUCUCACGCACGUGCCACACAUGAGAUUUCAACACAAUGGCCUGGUUGGAACCCAAGAAGUGCCUGUUAUGAGAAAUGCAGACAGACGUAGUUUCAGCUACGACCACUCAAUGAAUCGCAUUUCUCCGGAGAUGCAUCUCAAAAGUCCUCCGCCACUUCCACCGCCGAGAGAUCCACAGAGGCGGCUCAAUGUGUAUGUCGACUCCCGGCCGAUUUCCUAUGCCUUCGAUCGAGGUGCCGCUCCGGAGCCAGUAUGGACGGAAAUGAGCGAGCGCUGUGUCAGUGAUAAUCGUCUCAAUGUGCAUCAAGUCUCUCCCAGGCGACCGGCUUCAGUGCAACCCGACAAUCCGCCCACGAGGCGCUUCAUCACGCGCCACAACUCCAACGACAAGAACAACAACAUGGAGACACUGUGCACUGGUGGGAACUACAAGUACCUCACAGACUCGGCACCGAGAUCCCGUCGCCCCAUCCAGAUGGUCUCAGACAAUCAAGGAUUCUACAGCAGUGGCGUGGCCAAGAUGCGAGAUGAGAUCCGGUUGAAUCAGACUCAGAGUGCCACUGACUUCUGGCGGAGAAUUGACGAGGAUGCGUCAAGGAGUCGUGGCCAGGAGCCACCUCUGGUGAAGCCCAAAGUACUGAAGCCCAAAUCUUAUCGCUAUGAUAUUCCAGUGCCUCAAAUUGUGGACUUUCUGGAUGAUAACAAGAAUCGCGUGGGAUCUCUGCCCACGCAUUACGGAGGCAAUCGAUAUGAGGAGCACGUGGCGAAGAAUAUAAGUGGACAGAGAAGGAAACCGCUGGAGAUGACAGCAACUGUGGUGACGCAGUCAUUUCCGCGAAGAUUACCUCCAGAGCCGCCCGCCAGAACAAGUAGUUCUGCGUCGGCAGGAAGGAAGUCAGCUAACCUCGAGGAGGCCAUCAAUGAAUUGGAGGAAAUAUACAAGAGUCUCAAGUUGGGCGAUGAGACACUCCUGGAUCGGGCGGAGCGUAGAGAUAUCCCAACGCCAGUGGACUUCUCUAAAAUCCGUGCCGCUGACUAUGAUGAUGAGGAGGAGGAGAACAUGGGAGAGCCGGACAUUAUUAAAGACGACGUGGCGUACAGGAAUCUGAAGCAUGCGAACAGCAUGCCCAAAGUCACUGAAGCACUUCCCUUUGGAAUCCCUAUGGGACCGAUUCCACCAUCGCCAGGCACAGAUUAUCUCAAAUUUGACCCACCAGGGGAGAAGAAAUCGCCUAAGAAGUCACCGGAUAUCGUAUCAGAUGAUCUGGCGUACCGAAAUCUCAGGAAGGAUUCGAAUAAUCUGAAGAAGGCAGAACACUUCGUGGUUCCGAAAAGUAAAAAUCGAGCCACACGGACAAUGUCAGCGAAUAUUUACAAUCUCAUUCAGAGAGAUGCAGCCAAGCCUUCGGGUGGACGCAUUGAGGAUUAUCUGGCACUGGACAGGAAGCCAGCUAUUCAUCUGUCAGACGUCAGCGAUGAAGAUGUGCCGUCAACCGUAUUUGUGGUUCGAAAGCCUGUGCCGUGCAAGCCGACGAAUUACAAAAAUGGGGCAGUUUUUAAUCUUCCCUCGACGCUAAACACUCUCUCGCCCACAACAGCUGCCAGUAAGCCUCCAAUUCCGGGCGUGCGGAAGAGCGUGAGUCCGGAUGUGAAGAAGCUGAAAGACACGGAGAUGGAGGAUGCUCUGAAUGCUCUGGCGCGCGAGGCAAAAAUCACGAGUGAGAAGCUGGGCAGAGAUUUGAUGGUGUUGCGCCGAGAGGCGAAGGUCGGGGAAUUCUCACCAGUGGAACAGGCGAAGAUUGAUAUUGAGCGAGAGAAGAAAGAGGAGGACAUUGAGGAAGUCUCCCGCGCAGCGCGACUGUGCGAGGAAAUCCUGAAAGGUGUUGUGAAGGAUGUGAAGAAGUUAGAUUCUCCUGAGAAAGUGCUGAAAAGCAGUCGCUUAUUGCACGAAAUUGGCGAGGCGUCAAAGGCGGUAAAGGCGUGCGAGAAGAUGUUGAAGGAUGUGGUGCAAGACACUCCAAAGAAAAUGCUAAAGGAUGAGAAGCUUAUACAUGACAUUAAUGAAGUGUCUCUGGCCGUGGCGGGAUGCGAGAAGAUCCUAAAGGAAGUGGUUAAGAACUCAGAAGCGCCUCAGAAGAGCAAUGAUGUGAAAAAGCCGGCUAAAGUUGAGAGUUUGAUGGAGGAAUUGCAGCCGGAUGCCACUAAACUGAAUGUCCUGACGGAGAAGUGCAUGGAACAGCUGAAGAUUCUGAAGGAGGAGGACAACGAGUUACCUGAUUAUGACAAUCUCAAGCCCGAGAGAGAGAUUAAAGAGGAGAAAAGAGAAGUGACAGUGGAGAGACGCGACAAGAAGAGGCAAAUGGAGGAGGACAUUGAUAGGAUGAUGAAGGAAUGUCAAGAGUCCGUGCCGGAAGUGGUUGAGAAGAUUAACACGACGUUCAGUGAUGUGACGAAGUUGAUUCGUGAGACUGCCAAUGAGGAGGCAAAGGUGGAGGAGAGUGUGGAUCAGGUGGACUCGGAUAAGACGCCUUAUUCGUCUCCCGUGGAGGAGAUUGUGGAGAGAAAGACGCCUCACUUUGUGCAGCAGACGACUGUUGAUUCGCCGUCGCCGCCGUUGGAACUCACGCCACCCUGCAUGGACGAUGAGUCGCAAUACAAUUCCUCGGAGGAGCUGGCGAUGAUCUUCGGCAUCAGCCAGUCCAGUCAGAGUCUGAACCAGCCGGAAACGGGUGCAACAACAGGUAAUUGCAGACGAACAGUGACACAGUUUGAGACAAUCCAUGAGUCACCCGAGGAGUCGACAGAGGAGUGCGCCGGGGGGUCAGAGAAGCCCCGAGACGCGUGCAAUGGUGGGAUGAUUGAGAGGCGGCGCGGCGAUUCUAGGGCGUCCCACAGUGCACGUGGCAAAGACGGCCAGGGAAGCCUCAUUGCGCCACAACACAUUAUUGUGGCUUGCACUUUUGGACUCGCUAAUCACGAUGUCAUCACCUAUUUAGCCAUUCUAGCCGCUCUUGUCCUACUAAUUGCAUUUAUAGUGAUUUAAUUUGAGACGCUGUCGCGUAAAAUCACAGCCACAGUGAUGGAAAUAAUUAUAGGAACAGUGCGAAUCUCGGAAUUUUAGACAUGUAGACAAGUUCAUUGAGGACUGUCUUAUGAUUAUUAUCAGCACUGUAGAUGAGAAGAAUGAUUGAUUUUCAGUUUGUAAUUUCUAAUCAGAUUUCUAGUUUUGUACUUUAGCGUAGAUCUUUCCUUCCCAAAACUGAUUUUCUCUCUAACUAAUCUCAAGUGUAACUGAGGAGUGUGAGAAGAAAUACUGUACAAUUUGAGAAAAAAAGAGCAAAGAAGUAUAUCUGGUUACCAAUUUACCUUAAUGCACAGAAAGCGAAAUGGAGAUAUAAAUGAGGAUUAAUUGAGUGUUUUAUUUCAUGUAGACUUAACUAGACUGCAUUAUGUGCCAAUGAUUGUUGAUUUGUUUAUUACUCUAUAUUCUAAUUUAAUCGCAUUGUAACUACAAUAUUAUGUGUAUACUUUCUCAAGAAGUCGAGUUAUUUUACUUCUUUCUUACAUUAAGUUCACCUUACCAUUACAAUGAUGCUUCG